Molecule: messenger RNA, 645 nt
Organism: Ochotona princeps (American pika)
Lineage: Eukaryota; Metazoa; Chordata; Mammalia; Lagomorpha; Ochotonidae
Product: mitochondrial pyruvate carrier 2-like
Exons: 1
Coding region: 164-547 (127 amino acids)
Biological process (GO): pyruvate import into mitochondria
Cellular component (GO): mitochondrial inner membrane
Molecular function (GO): pyruvate transmembrane transporter activity
Source: RefSeq, a predicted model, not a curated record
GGCGCGGGCCGCUGGCUGGUUUGCUCAGCGCCAAGCGAGCCGCGGGAAGGGCACCUUGGGGUAAAGCGGCAGGGGACGGUGACCAGCUGCCCUUCGUUGUCAGUCAGGGACGAGGACCCGGCGACGCUCCCAGGCGGCUGCCCGCGAUCACCCGGCCGCCGACAUGUCAGCCGCCGGCGCCCGAGGCCUGCGGGCCUCCUACCACCGGCUCCUGGAUAAGGUGGAGCUGAUGCUGCCCAAGAAGCUGAGGCCGUUGUACAACCACCCGGCAGGUCCCCGAACAGUUUUCUUCUGGGCCCCGAUUAUGAAAUGGGGGCUGGUGUGUGCUGGCCUGGCUGACAUGGCUAGACCUGCUGAAAAACUAAGCACAGCUCAGUCUGCUGUUUUGAUGGCUACAGGCUUUAUUUGGUCAAGAUACUCUCUUGUAAUUAUCCCCCAAAAUUGGAGUCUGUUUGCAGUUAAUUUCUUUGUGGGAGCAGCAGGUGCCUCUCAGCUCUUCCGCAUAUGGAGAUAUAACCAAGAACUAAAAGCAAAAGAAAACCAGUAAAAGAGUUCCUGACCAGCUGAGCAGCCUAGAUGUGGACAUAAGCGCUGGGACCUAUUUGAUUAUUGAUAAGGCAUUGCUAAUUGUGCUAUAUUUGAGAU